AUGGCUUUAAAAGUAAAUCGAGUACCUGAAAACAUUGAUUUUCCAAAAGAAGAGGAGAAAAUUUUGAGCUUUUGGAAAGACAUCGAUGCAUUUCAAAGUUGUUUGAAACAGUCUAAAAACAAACCAAGGUAUUCUUUUUUUGAUGGGCCACCUUUUGCAACUGGACUUCCACAUUAUGGUCAUAUCCUUGCAGGAACCAUUAAAGAUGUCGUCACCAGAUAUGCGCACCAACAGGGAUUUCAUGUUGAAAGGCGAUUUGGUUGGGAUUGUCAUGGAUUACCGGUAGAGUUUGAAAUCGACAAAAAAUUGGGCAUCAAAGGUCCAGAAGAUGUCGAGAAAAUGGGCAUUGAUAAGUACAAUGCUGAAUGUCGUAAAAUUGUUAUGACAUAUGCUGAGGAUUGGGAAAAAAUCAUAGGUCGCAUGGGUCGCUGGAUCGAUUUCAAGAACGAUUAUAAAACCCUUUACCCUUGGUAUAUGGAGUCUAUCUGGUGGGUAUUCAAAGAGCUGUACAACAAAGGCUUGGUAUAUCAAGGUGUUAAAGUAAUGCCUUACUCAACAGCCUGCUCCACUCCCCUGUCUAACUUUGAGUCUGGACAGAACUAUAAGGAUGUUGUAGAUCCUGCAGUUGUAGUUUCAUUCCCUACAGCUGAAGGGUUCUCACUGCUUGCUUGGACCACCACUCCAUGGACACUCCCCAGCAACAUAACUCUCUGUGUCAACCCAAAAUUGAUUUAUGUUAAAAUAAAAGAGAAGAGUACGGGAAAUUGUUAUGUUCUUCAAGAAAACAGAUUCCCCGUUGUUUUCAAAAAUGUCGAAGAUUUUGAUGUUCUUGAGAAGUUUCCUGGAGAGAAGCUUAGAGGAAUUAAGUAUACACCUAUUUUUGAUUACUUUGUUGAUCAAUGCCCUAAGGCCUUCCAAGUGCUGGUUGAUUCAUAUGUUACAGAUGACUCUGGUACUGGUAUUGUCCAUCAAGCGCCAUACUUUGGUGAGGAUGACUUCAGGGUUUGUUUAGCAGCUGGUAUCAUUACUAGGGAUCAGGAAAUUAUAUGUCCUGUUGAUUCUAGUGGCAGGUUCAUGGAACCUGUUAAAGAUUUCUUAGGCCAGCAUGUGAAAGAUGCUGACAAAAAUAUUAUUGCUAAUCUGAAGGCGCGUAACAGGCUUAUCCAAGUAGGACAAAUUAAGCAUAGUUACCCCUUCUGUUGGCGAUCUGAAACUCCUCUCAUUUAUAAGGCAGUACCUUCUUGGUUUGUUAGAGUCGAACAAAUGAAUCAGGAACUUUUGAAGUCGUGUGAAGCGACCUAUUGGGUGCCGGAAUAUGUGAAAGAGAAGAGGUUUAGAAAUUGGCUGAAAGAAGCUCGUGACUGGGCCAUUAGUCGUAAUAGGUACUGGGGCACACCGAUUCCUUUAUGGAUUUCGAGCGAUAGACAGGAAGUGGUGUGUGUAGGUAGUAUUGCUGAGCUAGAAGCUCUGACUGGCAAAGAGGUAAAAGACUUGCACAGGGAAAGCAUUGAUCAUUUGGAGAUUCCGUCGUCUCGCCCUGGGCAACCACCGCUUAAGAGGGUAUCUGAAGUUUUUGAUUGUUGGUUUGAAUCUGGUUCUAUGCCUUACGCACAAUUCCACUACCCAUUCGAGAACAAAAAGGAGUUCGAAGACAUUUUCCCUGCGAAUUUCAUUGCCGAGGGCAUUGACCAAACGAGAGGCUGGUUUUAUACUCUUAUUGUCUUAUCAACCGCUCUAUUUAAAAAACCACCCUUUAAAAAUCUGAUUGCAAAUGGUUUAGUAUUAGCUGCCGAUGGUCAAAAGAUGUCCAAGAGGAAGAAGAACUAUCCUGAUCCUCUAGACGUAGUUAACAAGUACGGAGCUGAUGCUUUGAGGCUUUAUCUUGUUAAUUCGCCAGUGGUUAAAGCAGAGAAUCUAAGAUUCAAAGAAGAGGGUGUACGGGAUAUUAUUAAAGACGUGUUUUUGCCUUGGUAUAAUGCUUUUAGGUUUUUAAUGCAAAAUGUUGAGAGAAUUGUCCAAGAGGACAAAAUCGACUACAGGUUUAAUGAGAAGGCAGUAAGGGAAAAUGUUAUGGAUAAGUGGAUUACGUCAUUUACGCAAUCGCUAAUCCAAUUCGUGAAAAAGGAGAUGGCUGCGUACAGAUUGUACACCGUCGUGCCAAGGCUAACGAAAUUUAUCGAUCACCUUACCAACUGGUACUUGAGAAUGAACAGGAAGAGGUUGAAGGGAGAAAAUGGAGUCAAGGACUGUCAGGUUGCCUUAGACACGUUGUUCGGUGUCUUAUUCGAUAUGGUGCGAGUGAUGGCUCCCUUCACACCUUUUCUAACAGAACUGAUGUACAAGACACUGCGUCAACUUUUGCCUGGCAGUUCACUUGAGAGUGUACACUUCAAUAUGAUAUCAGAGCCAAAGUUAGACUUAGUGGACGACGAUAUCGAAAGAGCUGUUCAAAGAAUGCAGAGCGUGAUUGAAUUGGGAAGGGUAGUGAGAGACAGAAAGACAGUACCGAUCAAGUAUCCUUUGCCGGAAAUGAUUGUCAUUCACCGUGACUCCACUUAUUUGGACGAUGUCAAAUCAUUAGAAAAAUAUGUCCUAGAAGAGUUAAAUAUCAAGAAACUGUACUUAACCAGUGACAAAGAAAAGUACGGUAUUACAUUAAGAGCAGAGCCUGACCACAAAAUUCUUGGAACAAGAUUGAAAGGAGAUUUUAAGGCUAUCACUCAAGCUUUGAAGGGUCUUAAUAACCAGCAGUGUGAGAAACUUAUCGCUGAUGGGUUCAUCGAAUUAUUGGGGCAUCGCAUUGAUGUUUCGGAAGUGAGAAUGAUAUUCCAGGCACAAGGCAACGACCAAUAUGAAGCGCACAGCGACAACGAUGUGCUGAUCCUUCUAAACGUCACUCCCGAUCAGGACAUGCUUGAUGAAGGUUUUGCUAGGGAGAUAAUAAACAGAGUUCAGAAGUUACGGAAGAAAGCGCACUUAGUGCCAACAGACGACGUGAACAUUUACUUCUCUGUCAAUAAAACCAGCGAUAUAGUGCGUAUAAUAAACUUGCAUCGCGACUUCAUAGAGACUACAGUGAAAGGGCCUUUGAUACCCAUUGAACAGAUCAAGCCUUCAAUGCCUGUAGUUAUUGAGGAGACGCAAGAACUCAAGGGUUCUCUGCUAAAACUGGUUAUUACUUGGAGAAAGGAAGUGGAACUUCCUGCUAACCCUUGGGCGAAUGUCGUGCUACAAGAUCUUACUCCUCGGUUUGGGGUUACGAGUAAGCAAGGUAGCAUUAUUCUUAAGGAUAAAACCAAUAAGUUUAUAAGCUUAGAGAACCUCUACAAAGAGAUCCAAGUUCUUUUUGGUCUGUAUGGUUUGAAAUUUACGUUAUGGUGUGAUGGGGUGGAGGUAACAGACACAACAAGUCUGAGUUCUAAAACAUUGGUAGCCUCUGUAAACAAACCGAAAGAUUUCGAGUCUAAAACCAGCCCAUUCUGCAAAUUUGUCAACAUCGCAAAUGGAAUUAAAUCUGCAACUUUGUUCUUAGAAAAUCCUGUAGGAAAGUCUACUUUGAAUCAGGAUGAUGCAGUGAAAUUCGUGUCAGAAUAUUUGGGAAUUAAAACUGGUGACGUCGACAAGAAAUUAUUAAAAUAA
Spodoptera littoralis (African cotton leafworm) is the source of this 3639-nucleotide messenger RNA. NCBI's taxonomy places the organism in Eukaryota, Metazoa, Arthropoda, Insecta, Lepidoptera, Noctuidae. The record is from the annotation of a GenBank genome assembly.